Molecule: messenger RNA, 2448 nt
Organism: Phyllostomus discolor (pale spear-nosed bat)
Lineage: Eukaryota; Metazoa; Chordata; Mammalia; Chiroptera; Phyllostomidae
Gene: TLX2
Product: T cell leukemia homeobox 2
Exons: 3
Coding region: 1566-2420 (284 amino acids)
Biological process (GO): animal organ development; regulation of transcription by RNA polymerase II
Cellular component (GO): nucleus
Molecular function (GO): RNA polymerase II cis-regulatory region sequence-specific DNA binding; DNA-binding transcription factor activity, RNA polymerase II-specific
Source: RefSeq, a predicted model, not a curated record
CAUGAUGGGAACACCCCCUCCCUGCGCCCAGUCUCACCGGCUUGGAGGCGCCAGGGCCCCCCCGGGGCCGGGGCAGGCCGGGGAAGGUAAUGUAAUUCCGACCCAGCUAACCCGAUUAUGGCGGCCUGCACCGGGCCGGGCGGCGGCAGGGGCGGGUCUAAGGCGAAGGGGCCCGCCCGGCCAGGGGUCCCAUCCCCGCGAAGGACGCCGAGUUCACACACUCCCACCUCCUGGGUCCUCCACCAGAGGUCAUAAGGUCACCAGGCUGCCUCGGCCUCUCCCCACCUCCCUUCUCCGACACGCUCCGGGCACAGUUUCCUGCGGUUGGGUGGGGUGAAGCGUCUGUGGGAAGCGAGGCGGCUGGGAUCCUCCGAAGGCUCCACUGAGGUACCACGUGUCUCCUGUGGCGAUUUGGCCCUCCGCCUUUGGUGGUGGUAGUGGUGGGGAUGGGGGGGGGGGGGGGCGUGUGAGAACAGGCUUCCUAGGCGCAGAGUGGAGGCGCAGAGUCCCUUAUUGGCGGCCUCCGGCCGGGGGCAGAGCGGCAGCCCCGACCUCACACCGGACUGUGUUGGCCGGAGUUGAGCCAAGGGUCCGCGUUACGCCGAUUUGAGAAAAUCGAAAUUCUGAGAAACAGGGCACCGAUUCCUGGCGCUCCCGAAAGGAGCUAGGGGUUCCGCGGAAGAGGCCAGGAGGCCCUGGCCGGGAGUGGUGGUUCCGCGCCCUAGCCCACCAGACGCGCCCUGCCGCCGCUUCCCACACCUGUCCUCUUCCUGGGCCUUCAAGUCGCCAGCGCCGUUCCCCGGCAGCUUCCCAUCGCAUCCAAGAAGCCACAACGAGAUCUGGUCUUCGAGGGCACUUAGGCGGGGGGCACAACGAAUCCGGGAGUCCGCAGGCAGGACCCAUCGGGAGGCUAAAAAAUGGGGGGUGUGGGAAGAGGUACCUGCGAGGAAGCCCUAAGGCGGAGGCCGGCGAGGAUGGAGUAGCCAUGAGCAUCUCGGCUGACUCAGCGCGUAGCGUCCCAUGCUCUGGCCCCUCCCGGGCUGGGCCUGGUUCCUAACACCCUCGCCACCUCUUUACCCCACCCCCGCCGCCCCGGCCUCCCAGUCUCCCCCUCGCUUGGCGCACACAGGCGUCUCUUCCCCUUUAAUGGGCCGGGCCCCGCCCCUACACUCCCCCCAGCCCCCACUGCCCACUCGAGGCAGAUCUGUCAGUCACUGCCCCAGCCAGAGGCUGCCAACCCUCUCCACCCCGGACUCCGGCACAGGCCCCGCCGGCCCAGCGUCCAUCUGCGCUUCAGAGACAGAAGGGCGCUCCCGGGACGCUGGUCGGUCGCGCUCCCUCGGGAUGCGAGUUCCUGCACCGACGCCCAGCAGAGCCCGACAUGGGCGCGGCUACUCCCCGUCCCCUGGGAUGAAGCUGUCUUGGGGGGCCCGGCGCCUCGCCGCGGCCGGCUCCGCGGGCCCCUGAGGCCGCCGCCCUGUGCGCUCCGCUGCUGCGCCCCCAGAGCUGCCUGGGGCGCCCUCCACAACCGCCGAACCUGCUGCGGUCUUCCCUGACUUGGACCCAUGGAACCCGCGGUGCUGGCCUCGCACAACCUCCCGCAUCAUGAACCAAUCAGCUUCGGCAUUGAUCAGAUCCUGAGCUGCCCGGAGCCCCCGGGGAGCGGUCUAGGCCCGGGUCGCACGGGCCAGGGCCACGGGGAGAGCGCGGCGUUCUCAGGUGGAUUUCAUGGAGCCUCAAGCUACGGCCCCUCAGGCUCCCUGGGCCCGCUACCCGGCAGCUCCGGCGUGGGCCCGGGCGGCGUGAUCCGCGUCCCAGCGCACCGCCCGCUGCCCGUGCCGCCGCCCGCGGGAGGCGCGCCUGCGAUGCCGGGCCCCUCGGGCUUGGGCGGCGCCGGGGGCCUAGCGGGACUCACCUUCCCGUGGAUGGACAGCGGACGCCGCUUUGCCAAGGACCGUCUCACCGCCGCGCUCUCCCCCUUCUCCGGGACGCGCCGCAUCGGCCACCCUUACCAAAACCGGACCCCCCCGAAGAGGAAGAAGCCGCGCACGUCCUUCUCGCGUUCGCAGGUGCUGGAGCUGGAGCGGCGCUUCCUGCGCCAGAAGUACCUGGCCUCGGCGGAGAGGGCGGCGCUGGCCAAAGCCCUGCGCAUGACCGACGCUCAGGUCAAGACGUGGUUCCAGAACCGGCGCACCAAGUGGCGGCGCCAGACGGCGGAGGAGCGCGAGGCGGAGCGGCACCGCGCGGGCCGACUGCUCCUGCACCUGCAGCAGGACGCGCUACCGCGGCCGCUGCGGCCGCCGCUGCCCCCGGACCCGCUGUGCCUGCACAACUCGUCACUCUUCGCGCUGCAGAACCUGCAGCCCUGGGCCGAGGACAACAAAGUGGCUUCGGUGUCCGGGCUGGCUUCGGUGGUGUGAGAUGCGCCUGGCUGGCUGGCGGAGCGCU